Messenger RNA from Populus trichocarpa (black cottonwood), 1297 nucleotides. Its product is annotated as SPX domain-containing protein 1. The transcript is spliced from 3 exons. Gene Ontology annotation, biological process: cellular response to phosphate starvation. The record is from RefSeq and is a predicted model, not a curated record. The coding region runs from base 197 to 1060 and encodes 287 amino acids. Lineage: Eukaryota; Viridiplantae; Streptophyta; Magnoliopsida; Malpighiales; Salicaceae.
UAUUUGAUUCUCUCCCGCAUUUUCUCUCUCUAACCAAUAAGCAGCCACCUCUAAUCUCUCUCUCAUCAUUGCCUCUCGUAAUCAACAAAUCAAAUCCCUAAUUACAAUCAAUAAUCGCAAAUCUCACGAGCAAUUAACGAUAAUUCGACGAUCUUGUCUUCUCCGGCCGCGGUGAUCAGGUGCGGUGAGGAGCAGAAUGAAGUUCUGGAAGAGCUUAAGUAAUUUAAUAGAAGAAACGGUGCCGGAUUGGAGAGAUGAGUUUUUAUCUUAUAAAGACUUGAAGAAACAGUUGAAGUUAAUUUAUCCUAAAGAUGGGGAUAAGCCGCUGAAUAAAAGGCCGAGAUUGGAUGAUGAUCAAAUGGACGGUGGGGAUGGCGAUGGCGGUGAGGUGGAGAAGGAGGUGAUUGAUUUUGUUAGGGUUUUGGAGGAUGAGAUGGAAAAGUUUAAUGCUUUUAUUGUUGAGAAAGAAGAGGAUUCUGUUAUCAAAUGGAAGGAGCUACAAGAUGGAGUAGAGAAGGCGAAGGAUUCGAAUGAAGAGCUGAUGAGAGUAGGGAGGGAGAUAGUGGAUUUUCAUGGAGAGAUGGUGUUGUUGGAGAAUUACAGUGCCCUUAACUACACAGGGCUAGUGAAGAUAUUGAAAAAAUAUGAUAAGAGAAGUGGAGCUCUGGUUCGCAUGCCCUUCAUCCAAAGGGUAAUGCAACAGCCAUUCUACACAACUCAUGUACUUACCAAGCUUAUUAAGGAGUGUGAGGCGAUGCUUGAUCGAGUUUUCUCUAGAAAUGAACCAUCAGUCUCACCUCAUGCAACUGAGGUAGAGAGCCAUGACAACAAAACUUCAAAUGCAAUUGCAGAGAGGUCACUCAGAGUUCCCAACGAACUCCCAGAAAUAGAAUAUACGGAGAGCAUGUACGUGAAACCAACACUGUCAGCACUUCGUGUCUUGAAGGAGAUUCGGAGUGGAAGCUCGACUGUAAACGUGUAUUCAUUGCCCCCUUUGCAAAGCAAUACUCAAGAUGGGGAUUGGAAGAAAGUUACUGUCUUGGAACAAACGGCCAAAUAGACUUUGUUCUGUUUUCGAGAAAAUCAGAAUUGCUAACUCGUUAAUUUUUCUUUACCUAUAUUGUACACAUGGAUUGGCAGUGGUGUGCUUGAGCCAUAGCUCUCUGUAUCACUCCGUUUUAUUUUUGUAAGUUCUUGAAUGUUGGAAUGAUGCCCUAUUAGUUCUUCUUUGUGGAAUGUAAAUGUGGCUGUGACUGUUAUGUUCUUGACAACGAAAUAAUCAUAUCAUUUUUAUCCA